This is a messenger RNA of Nymphaea colorata (pocket water lily), 1524 nucleotides long. RefSeq names its product F-box protein At1g70590. The transcript is spliced from 5 exons. The record is from RefSeq and is a predicted model, not a curated record. Gene Ontology annotation, molecular function: protein binding. The coding region runs from base 292 to 1359 and encodes 355 amino acids. Lineage: Eukaryota; Viridiplantae; Streptophyta; Magnoliopsida; Nymphaeales; Nymphaeaceae.
CGAACGCUGCUUUGGCACAAUGAAACGUACUUGUCCAAGGCCAUCAUCCAUCUUCCCAGGGAAACCGACUCGCAGCGUCAUCAUCGGCCUCCAUCAUCUCUUGGAUCGAACGUCCCCAACCAAACCAAACCAUAUGGUCGAGGGAAGAACAAAACGGGGAGCAGGCGUGAAUGCGAUGUAGACGAUGCCCAUCAUCAGAAACUGAUAUCUUGAUCCGGACCAUCGGCGAGAGUUCUCUAACUUCUAUCGCCGUUGGAGGAGAUCAGAGAGUCAAGGGACGAGGAGAAGAAGAUGCAGCGGCGGAGAUGGCCGGUUGACAAGGGCCACCACCACCACCAGAGGACGUGGCCGCCUGGUUCAGACGGCACGCAACGUCCUCGCCCCUUUGCCUCACUCCCCAUGUCCUCCCACGCUUCCAAGAGAGGUCUGACCGUCGCGAGGACGGGAAAGAAGAGGAGCUACUGGUUCGGUGACGAAAACGGUGGGAGACGGGAGCCUGCAGCCGAUUUCUCUUCGCUUCCGUUUGACGUCCUUCGUAAAAUCGCUGCUGCCUUCUCCGUGACUAACCUGUGGGCGGCGAGCGGCGUCUGUCGGGCUUGGAGGGAAGGGCUGCAGCCGCUCAGGGAGGCCGUGGUUCUUGUCCGGUGGGGCAAGAGAUUCAAGCAUGGCACUGGUGGCGUUCGCCGUAACGUCCCAAAGGCGCUUGAAACUUUCCUUAAGGCCGCUUCUAGAGGGUGCGCGGCCGCCAUGGUCGAUGCUGGCCUCAUAUACUGGGAGAUGGGGAAAAAAGACGAAGGAAUCGCUUUGUUUCGAGAGGCCGCUCUGUUGGGUGAUCCUGCUGGCCAGUGCAAUCUUGGGCUUUCUUGUCUGCAGGCUGAACCUCCCAAUCUUAAAGAAGCUGUAAAUUUGUUUUACGAAGCUGCUUCUAGGGGCAAUACCCGUGCACAGUACAGCCUUGCCCUGUGUCUGCAGCAAGGACGUGGUGUGGAACGUGAUCUACCUAAAGCGGCUCGAUGGUAUCUAAAAGCUGCAUUAGGCGGAAAUCCUCGUGCAAUGUACAAUGCUUCUUUGUGUUAUUCUUCCGGUGAAGGAAUGCCUCGUAGCUAUCAGCAGGCAAGAAUAUGGAUGAAACGUGCUGCAGAGUCUGGCCAUAGUAAAGCUCAGUUCGAGCAUGGCCUCAAUUUGUUUUCUGAAGGAAAAAAGCUAACCUCACUGCUUUACUUCGAGCUGGCCCUGAGAUCUGGUGAACAAAAUGCCGCUCCAAUAAAGGAGGCUCUUCUGCAGCAGCUACCUCCAGCAUCACGAGACGAGGCCAUGUCGUUGGCUGAUAAUUGGAAGCCUGUGCGGCAUCAUCAUUGAUACGAAAUUAGUUUGUUGUAUCUAGUAAACUAAUUAUCACUUUGUAUAGUUGUAGAAUAAUUUCUAGAGGUGAUGACUGUUCUUCACUUUUUGUAUUCUAAAAAAAGUUACCAGGGAACUGUGGCUGAUAAAAGAAGCGAGAAAAUUGACUUCCUUUUUGAAAAU